AGGAUUCUCAUCUAAAGGGUUCCCUCAUUCAUCUUUUACCCUCUUGGCCUCCGCCACCGGCGAGAAGAAGCAAAACCCAAAAGGGAUGUUAAGUUCUUCCAUCCGCACAUUGCGGAGGUUAAAGUGUUGUUGUAAUAAGUCGUCGUCUUUGCUGUUGUCGUUGACAAAAGAUUGUUGUGUCAAUAAUCCCAAAGCCCCUCCUUGCAACACUGAAAGCAGCAGUUUUAGCAAAUUUUGUUUUGGUGAGAGACGACAGAGCAGCCUUCAGCGGUGGCAUGUGGUUAAUAGCAGACGCUCUCUUCAUACAGAAACCGAUGCAUAUUUGGCAACAGAGCUGGCAUUGGACUCUGUGGUCAAGAUCUUCACGGUUAGCAGCAGCCCCAACUAUUUCCUCCCAUGGCAGAAUAAGUCACAACGCGAAACCAUGGGCUCAGGAUUUGUUAUUCCGGGAAAAAAGAUUCUCACAAAUGCUCAUGUGGUGGCUGAUCAUACAUUUGUUCUUGUUAGAAAACAUGGCUCCCCCACUAAAUAUAGAGCGGAGGUUCAAGCUGUGGGUCAUGAAUGUGACUUAGCCAUUCUUGUUGUUGAAAGCCAAGAGUUCUGGGAGGGUAUGAAUUUCUUGGAGUUUGGAGAUAUUCCAUUUCUGCAAGAAGCUGUUUCUGUUGUUGGAUAUCCUCAAGGAGGGGACAACAUUUCUGUUACUAAAGGGGUUGUUUCUAGAGUUGAGCCUACACAGUAUGUACAUGGUGCUACCCAGCUGAUGGCGAUACAGAUAGAUGCAGCUAUAAACCCAGGGAAUAGUGGAGGCCCAGCAAUUAUGGGAAAUAAAGUCGCUGGUGUAGCUUUCCAAAACCUUUCAGGUGCUGAGAAUAUUGGCUAUAUAAUUCCUGUUCCUGUAAUAAAGCAUUUUAUAGCUGGUAUAGAGGAAAGAGGAAAAUAUAUGGGAUUCUGCUCUAUGGGUCUCUCAUGCCAGCCUACAGAAAAUGUCCAACUUCGUAACUACUUAAAAAUGCAACAUCAGAUGACUGGUGUUCUUGUGAGCAAAAUUAAUCCUUUGUCUGAUGCGCACAGAGUCCUAAAAAAGGAUGAUAUCCUCCUUGAAUUUGAUGGUGUGCCAAUAGCAAAUGAUGGAACUAUUCCUUUCCGAAACAGGGAGCGGAUAACAUUUGAUCAUUUGGUGUCUAUGAAGAAACCCAAUGAAGUUGCUCGGGUUAAAGUCUUGAGAAAUGGAGAAGAGCAUGCAUUCACCAUCACCGUUCAACCUUUGCAGCCGCUGGUUCCAGUUCAUCAGUUUGAUAAACUUCCUAGUUAUUACAUUUUUGCUGGUCUGGUCUUUGUUCCACUAACCCAGCCAUACCUACAUGAGCAUGGGGAAGACUGGUAUAAUACUUCACCCCGUCGACUCUGUGAACGUGCUCUAAGGGAGCUGCCUAAAAAAGCCGGGGAGCAACUUGUAAUCUUGUCUCAGGUUUUGAUGGAUGAUGUCAAUGCAGGCUAUGAGCGUCUUGCAGAAUUACAGCUUGCCUCUGUGUGUGCUUGUGAUUUUUUGGGGGGAGGAGGGGUGGGGAUGGAUGGGACCAGGUGGCUAACAAAGCAUUAUUGGAGGGCUAUCCAGCCUGUAGCAACCCUCAUUUCUUGCAGUUAAAGGAGCCAGCUAUCUUAUCAGAAGCAUUUUAGCAACUAGGCUAUUAAUGUUCAUUCACGAAAUGUUGCUAUGCAUCAUAUGAAUCGGAAAAUCACAAGGCAAAAUGCUGUUGCUCUUAUAAAUUUCAUGUCAGGUCAGACAGUUAUAAUUAAAAAUUGUAUAACUGUUUGCAUUCAGAGCAAAAUAUUUGACUAAAUCAAGCCCAACUCAUGUAUAAAACAGCUAGGAGAUUAGAGUUAUAGCAAUGUUCAAAUUUCAAUUUUUGAGGAAGGAAAAAAAUUGAACAAAGAGAAAAGAUCCUUACGCUUCACUUCUAGUGCUCCGUGAUUGCAUAAAAAAGCCCUUGAAUCAGUUCAUUUGCAUUGUGCAUCAAUUCUGAUGCUGGGCAAAUACUGGUUGGAAAUUCAGGAUCAGAUGUCUGUUUGCAUAGCAAUUUGUUAGUUACGGAUGAUAAAUGCAAUCAUGGUUGUUAGUUCAUCCUCUUAACUUAAUGGUUGCACUAAUGCCAUUAUGAUUUUGCUCUCUAAAACUGGAGUAUGUAAUUAUGUAUUCAUUCUUAUAGUAUAUAUUCAUGGUUAAUUGUCUUCUGAGCAAAAAAUUAAACUA
Molecule: messenger RNA, 2251 nt
Organism: Durio zibethinus
Lineage: Eukaryota; Viridiplantae; Streptophyta; Magnoliopsida; Malvales; Malvaceae
Source: RefSeq, a predicted model, not a curated record